AUGGCGACCCCAACCAUACAGAUGAAUGAUGUCAAUCCAGACGAAGAUUCAAGUAUACUCAACUGGCAUGAUAAUGAUUCUAGUGACAUUGAAGAGGAAGCAGAGACUGUCAAUAUUUCUGACGAACGAAUUUUCUCUGAUAUCUUAACAAAAUUACAAUAUCUUCAAAGUAACAUAUCAAGAACCAAUGAAGCGAAGUCUUCUGCAAACAAAGAAAAUGAAUCAUGUAAUGGUUCAGAAAUCAAAACAUCGAAAAGUAGUGAUACUGAAUUAUCAGAAGAUGAAGAUGAAGAACGACUAGAUAAAACAGUUUUGGUUGAAUGGUAUCAUAUUCUUGUUGAACUCGUCAGUGUGAUUGAAGAUUAUAAAAAUGAUAUUACAAAACAAAACUAUUUUGCAGUUCGAAAGCAAACAAAAUCACUUUCAGUAAUUAUUAAUACUUCGAAAACAUGGCUUCAAGACGACGAUACUACUUACGCACAUGAAAUAGUUGAUUUAUAUUUUAAUUUCUUCAAUUUACAACACAUUAAAAACUAUUUAACAUCGAAUACUGAUAUAAG
Messenger RNA from Rotaria sp. Silwood2, 560 nucleotides. Lineage: Eukaryota; Metazoa; Rotifera; Eurotatoria; Philodinida; Philodinidae. The record is from the annotation of a GenBank genome assembly.